GCCCCGGUUCAGACUCCCCAGCGCCAGCCUUUGCACCGCUUCCUCCUCGGAAAAAGAAGAAUCUUUUCCUGAACUGGAACUGGAACUAAAGUCCGUUCGGAGAUCCGAAAAUCUGCAAUAAAGAGGUUAUUUGUAACCCGGCGUCUCCAGGCUGGUGAGCAAGCUGAGGAGAGCAAGAGGGAUGGGGAGCGGCGCCGGGAAGCUGGGCCGGGCUGAGAGGCUGCCAAUGCUCUUUCUCUUCCUGCUGCUUUUGUUCUGCCCGGCGCUCUGUGAGCAGAUCCGCUACAGGAUUCCCGAGGAAAUGCCCAAGGGCUCCGUAGUGGGGAACCUCGCCACCGACCUGGGGUUCAGCGUCCAGGAGUUACCGACUCGAAAACUGCGCGUCAGUUCGGAGAAGCCUUACUUCACCGUGAGCGCAGAGAGAGGGGAGUUGCUUGUGAGCAGCAGGCUAGACAGGGAGGAGAUAUGCGGGAAGAAUCCAGCUUGUGCUCUGGAAUUUGAGGCUGUUGCUGAAAAUCCACUGAACUUUUAUCACGUGAAUGUGGAGAUCGAGGACAUUAAUGACCACACGCCAACAUUCACGCAAAAUUCCUUUGAGCUGCAAAUAAGUGAAUCUGCACAGCCUGGCACACGAUUUAUAUUAGAAGUAGCAGAAGAUGCAGAUACUGGCUUAAACUCUCUACAGAAGUAUAAACUCUCUCUUAACCCAAGUUUCUCUUUAAUAAUUAAGGAGAAGCAAGAUGGUAGUAAAUACCCGGAACUGGCAUUGGAGAAAACCUUAGACCGGGAACAACAGAGUUACCAUCGUUUAGUUCUGACUGCCUUGGACGGUGGAGAUCCACCCCUAAGCGGCACCACUGAGCUCCGUAUCCAGGUAACUGACGCCAAUGAUAAUCCCCCGGUAUUCAACCGGGAUGUGUACAGAGUCAGCCUUCGGGAAAACGUGCCACCAGGCACCACUGUGCUGCAAGUGUCAGCCACCGACCAAGACGAGGGCAUCAACUCAGAAAUUACUUAUUCCUUCUACAGAACCGUGCAAAUCUUUGGUCUGAAUUCAAAGAGCGGGGAAAUUACCACUCAAAAGAAACUGGAUUUUGAAGAGACCAAGGAAUAUUCAAUGAUAGUAGAAGGGAGGGAUGGUGGUGGACUGGUUGCACAAUGUACAGUUGAAAUUAAUAUUCAAGAUGAAAAUGACAAUAGCCCAGAAGUUACAUUCCAUUCUCUACUUGAGAUGAUUCUGGAAAACGCGGUGCCUGGAACACUAAUUGCUUUGAUCAAAAUACAUGACCAAGAUUCUGGGGAAAAUGGGGAAGUUAACUGUCAAUUACAAGGCGAAGUCCCUUUCAAGAUUAUCUCUUCGUCCAAAAAUUCGUAUAAGUUGGUAACAGAUGGAACCCUAGACCGAGAGCAGACCCCGGAGUACAACGUCACCAUCACAGCCACAGACAGGGGCAAGCCGCCCCUCUCCUCCAGCAUAAGCGUCAUCCUGCAUAUCAGCGACGUCAACGACAACGCUCCGGUUUUCCACCAGGCGUCCUACUUAGUCAGUGUAGCCGAAAACAACCCUCCUGGGGCCUCCAUCGCGCAAGUCUGCGCCUCGGACCCGGACUUGGGGUUGAAUGGCCAAGUCUCCUACUCCAUCAUGGCCAGCGACCUAGAGCCUCUGGCACUAGCCUCUUACGUAUCCGUGAGCGCGCAAAGUGGGGUGGUGUUCGCGCAGCGCGCCUUUGACUACGAGCAGCUGCGCGCCUUCGAACUCACACUGCAGGCCCGCGACCAGGGCUCGCCUGCACUCAGUGCAAACGUGAGCCUGCGCGUGUUGGUGGGCGACCGCAACGACAAUGCGCCUAGGGUGCUGUACCCCGCGCUGGGUCCCGACGGCUCUGCGCUCUUCGAUAUGGUGCCGCGCGCUGCAGAGCCCGGCUACCUGGUGACCAAGGUUGUGGCGGUGGACGCAGACUCAGGACACAACGCCUGGCUGUCCUACCACGUGCUGCAGGCUAGCGAGCCCGGGCUCUUCAGCCUGGGGCUGCGCACGGGAGAGGUGCGCACGGAGCGUGCCUUGGGCGACAGGGACGCGGCCCGACAGCGCCUGCUGGUCGCCGUGCGUGAUGGUGGACAGCCGCCACUCUCCGCCACCGUCACGCUGCACUUGGUCUUUGCCAACAGCUUGCAGGAGGUGCUGCCGGAUAUCACUGACCGCCCUGUACCCUCUGACCCCCAGGCUGAGCUGCAGUUUUACCUAGUGGUGGCCUUGGCCUUGAUCUCAGUACUCUUCCUCCUGGCCAUGAUUCUGGCCAUUGCCUUGCGCCUGCGACGCUCCUCCAGCCCCGCUGCCUGGAGCUGCUUCCAACCAGGUCUCUGUGUCAAGUCUGGACCUGUGGUUCCCCCCAACUACAGCGAGGGGACUUUGCCUUAUUCCUACAACCUAUGUGUUGCACAUACAGGAAAGACGGAGUUUAAUUUCCUAAAAUGUAGUGAGCAAUUGAGUUCAGGACAAGACAUACUUUGUGGUGAUUCAUCUGCGGCCUUAUUUCCACUUUGUAAUUCCAGUGAGUCGACUUCCCAUCCUGAGUUGGUGAGUUUUAUUUAUGUCUAUUCUUUUUCAUUACCCACCCAAUUUUCUGUAUUUACAUGAAAAUACCGUACAUUUUCAGGUCUAAUGAGUUGUCUUAGGAAAGUUGUAGCUGCUCAGAAAAGCUGUC
Mandrillus leucophaeus (drill) is the source of this 2705-nucleotide messenger RNA. RefSeq names its product protocadherin gamma subfamily B, 5 (gene PCDHGB5). Gene Ontology annotation, cellular component: plasma membrane. Gene Ontology annotation, biological process: homophilic cell-cell adhesion. The record is from RefSeq and is a predicted model, not a curated record. Gene Ontology annotation, molecular function: calcium ion binding. NCBI's taxonomy places the organism in Eukaryota, Metazoa, Chordata, Mammalia, Primates, Cercopithecidae. The transcript has a single exon. Bases 182 to 2638 code for a protein of 818 amino acids.